AUGGCGACUCCAAGCUUGAAAAACAAACCCCUCCAAACAGUCUCUGACCAGGAACCCCUCCGUGGAAAUGACAACGAAGGACAAGAAUACGAAGAGCUCGCCCUGGAGGCAAAAGUCCGGUGGAAAGUCGAUUUACGUCUAUGUAGCAUUGCCAGUCUGCUGUGUAGCCUGAAUCUCUUAGAUUCGGGCAUUUUAUCCUCGGCGGCAGUAACAACAAUGCUAAGCGAUCUCCAAUUAAACCAGGGUUCCCGGUACUCGGUGUCCAUAUUCAUCUUCACCAUUGCCAGCGUCGCCUUCCAGCUACCCUGCACGAUAGCCGUGCGCUUCGUCGGUCCCCGAGUCUGGUUCGCGACCAUCACAUUCAUCUUCGGACUACUGACACUGUGUACCGCCUUUAUUCAUACCUGGCACGAGAUGAUCGCCCUGCGUAUCCUACUGGGCAUCGCCAUGUCCGGCAUCUAUCCCGGCCUAACUUAUCUCAUUAGCGCCUGGUAUCCGCGGCGCGAGCAACAGCUCCGAUUCGCCUUCUUGCAGUCUGGAGAAGUCAUAGGACUGGCCACGGGCAAUAUUGUCAAUUUCGGUCUCAACCACUUGGAUGGUAAAGCCGGUUUGGCUGGCUGGCGCUGGAUGUAUCUGGUCCAGGGGCUGGUUGCCUGUGUGCUAGGUAUAGCCACGUACUGGUGGAUGGUGGAUUUUCCCGAAAAUUCCGCGCGGAGCUUUCGCUUUUUGUCGGAGCGGGAGGCGCAUGUCGCGGCGCAAAGAAUCCAGGAUGAUCGAGCUGAUUUGGUUCCUGAACCGUUUUCGUGGGGCGCCGUGCUUGGGAAUUUCAAGGAUGUCAAGAUCUAUGGCUUUGCUUGCAUGUUCUUUCUUCUCAACUUGGUUUCGACUGCUCUUUCAUACUUUCUUCCUAUCAUUCUGGAAACGGGCAUGGGCUUUAGCUCUGACAAGUCGAUUCUGCUCUCCACACCGCCAUACUACUAUGCUGUGAUACCGGUGCUGCUCACAUCAUUGGCGGGUGACUUCUAUCGCAAGCGUGGACCGUUCAUCGUAUUCAAUGCUCUUUGCUUGAUAGUGGGCUUCUUGAUGCUUGGGCUACCCCAAUCGACUCAAGUCACCGUGCGCUACAUUGGCAUCUUUCUAGCCACGGGGGCAUAUAUCUCGAAUUGGGCUGCGCUCAAUGCUUUCCAGGCAAACAACGUUGCCGGCCAGUGGAAACGUGCAACUACAUCAGCUGCUGUCACUGCCUUCAAUGGAUUGGGCGGGGUUGCAGGUAGCUAUAUUGUGCGGUCACAGGAGGCUCCGAAGUACCAGACAGCAGUGUGGGUGUCUAUCGGAUCUCAUAUAAUUAUGAUUCUGCUGGUUGCGGCGUUUACCAUUUACUUCCAUGUUGCGAAUCGGCAACAGGCUAAGGGGUUGAGAUUAAUCGAGGGCGUGCCUGGUUUCAGAUACACCUAUUAA
Penicillium verhagenii is the source of this 1458-nucleotide messenger RNA. Its product is annotated as putative MFS transporter. The transcript is spliced from 4 exons. Bases 1 to 1458 code for a protein of 485 amino acids. Gene Ontology annotation, molecular function: transmembrane transporter activity. The record is from RefSeq and is a predicted model, not a curated record. Gene Ontology annotation, cellular component: membrane. NCBI's taxonomy places the organism in Eukaryota, Fungi, Ascomycota, Eurotiomycetes, Eurotiales, Aspergillaceae. Gene Ontology annotation, biological process: transmembrane transport.